Seminavis robusta is the source of this 1837-nucleotide messenger RNA. The record is from the annotation of a GenBank genome assembly. Lineage: Eukaryota; Bacillariophyta; Bacillariophyceae; Naviculales; Naviculaceae.
CACUUUCUUUAGCGGAAGCAAAACAGAAUCCAAUCCAAUCGAAUCAUCUACUUGGUUGCAACUUUGAUUUGAUAGUUGAUAGAUCUGAGGAUCUAAAUCUUGAACUAUUAUUUUUGUGCAUCAACGACAAAGAAAAAUGUCUCAAGUCAAGUCUCCUACCGCUACCGUGAAACAAACGGAAUCAACCCGACGUGACAGUGGAAUUUGUUCUUCUGUCAUGGAAGCCAUUGGAGAGACACCGUUGAUCAGAAUCAACCAGUUGGCCAAGGACCUGGAUUGCGAAGUUCUGGUCAAGGCCGAAUUCUUCAAUGCUGGCGGAUCCGUAAAGGACCGCAUUGGUCGGCGCAUGGUGGAAGAUGCUGAAGCUAAGGGAAUCAUUAAACCUGGCGACACUCUCAUCGAACCAACCUCCGGAAACACGGGCAUCGGACUCGCUAUGGCAGCCGCCACAAAAGGGUACCGAUGCAUCAUUGUGCUGCCCGAAAAGAUGUCCAAAGAAAAGGUUGAUGUCUUGAAAGCUUUGGGAGCAGAAAUCAUGAGAACGCCCACAGAAGCUGCCUAUGAUGCACCCGACAGUCAUAUCAGCGUGGCCAAGAGGUUGCAUGAAGAGAUUCCAAACUCCCACAUCCUCGAUCAGUACUCAAACUUAUCCAAUCCCCUAGCACACUACGAGGGCACGGCAGAAGAGCUAUUGAGACAGACGGGCGGCAAGAUUGAUAUGCUUGUGGCAGGAGCUGGAACCGGAGGAACCAUUUCUGGAAUUGCCAAGCGUCUCAAGGAGCACAAUCCAAACAUACAGGUCAUUGGUGUGGACCCCGUUGGCUCCAUACUGGCAGAGCCCGAAACCUUGAACGACAACAAACGCCUUGAGCCAUAUUUGGUGGAAGGGAUUGGGUACGAUUUCAUACCCAAUGUUUGUGAUCGCAGCUUGGUUGACGAAUGGAUGAAAAGCAAUGAUAAAGAUUCACUGGUUCAAAUGCGGGCCCUAAUUCGGCAUGAAGGACUGUUGUGCGGUGGAAGCAGCGGAGCUGCUGUUAGCUGUGCCCUGAAGGCUGCCAAGCGACUCAAAAAGGGACAGCGAUGCGUCGUCAUUCUUCCAGACAGUGUUCGCAACUACAUGAGCAAAGCUCUGUCAGAUGACUGGAUGAUUGAUCAUGGGUUUGUGGACAACAAGAUUAUCCAAACUAAGCAGUACAGCGCAUGGUGGUCAACAAAGAGACUCUGCGACGUCCCAAGUGUGACAAACAACACACCGCUCACAAUAACUUCGGAUGUGUCGUGUUGCGAUGCAAUUGCGGUCCUUAAAGAAGGGGGCUACGACAUGGUACCUGUGAUUGAGGACAACGAGAUUCUAGGAGUUGUGACGGAGGGAAACAUUACAAACAGACUGCUCAGUGGAAGAUUAUCGUCUCCAGAUACUACGUCUGUGAAAGAAGCAGGUAUCAUCUUUAAGAGCUUUCACGAGUUCAAUAUGCAAGACCAGCUUGCUACGGUUGCACAGGUUCUUGAUCAUUGUCCAUUUGCACUCGUGACGCAAGAACAACGGGUUGUCCAUGCUGCACGGGAAGGAGAGCAUAGAGUCGACGGACCAAACAAACGCAGAAAGUUAUCAGAUGAGAUUUCUCCUGCUGAAUCUCAGGAUGAAAGCACCGUUACAACUGCUGAAUCUCCUACCAAUCCCAGUUCUGUUGGUGGUUCCAAAGCAAAGUUGUCGGCUUCCUGCUCGCAUCAUGUUGUCAAACGCAAAGUAGUCUCUGCAAUUGUAACCCGCAUUGACUUGCUGGAGUACAUCGCGGCUGGAGAGAUUCCUGUACAAGGUCGUGCACACCAAAACUAA